Aphidius gifuensis is the source of this 1033-nucleotide messenger RNA. RefSeq lists its product as uncharacterized. The record is from RefSeq and is a predicted model, not a curated record. The coding region runs from base 152 to 1033 and encodes 293 amino acids. The transcript is spliced from 9 exons. Lineage: Eukaryota; Metazoa; Arthropoda; Insecta; Hymenoptera; Braconidae.
UUUUUUGAAUAUUUUACUCAUUUUUUUAUAUAAUUCUUUUUUUAAAAAUUGUUAGUAGUGAUAUUUGAGUUGAAAUUAAGUUGUUGAUUGUUCUGACUGAUGAAUGAAAAUCCAGUGAAACUUGAUAGAUGACAAUCCAUGUGCUCGCGGCAUGGCAAUCAUGAAUACCUGCUGCUGUUGGCGAUCUGUUCGACGUGGAAGUUUUGCUUGUGCUAUUUACACUGGGAUUUAUUUUGGACUGGUUGCCACGUCGAUGAGUAUGCUACUUGAAGAUGAACAUCUUUACUUAUCUGGCAACACGACGAUGCCAAAAUCAGUAUCAUUUCUUGAGCCUGAAGGAUUAUCACCUGUUACAUUGAAAUAUAAUAUGAUUCUUCUCAUAUGUUCAUGCUGUGGAGUUAUUUGCUGUAUACUACUUGUUUAUGGUCUAUUAAGGGAUCAAAAGUAUUUUCUAUUACCUUGGAUUGUCAGUGUCAUUACUUCAAUAUUUGUUGACAUCAGUCAUACAUUGUAUUUAUGUAUUUUUACCUCGUUUCAUGUCGAUCCUAUUACAGCACUUGUUCAUACACUAAAUUUAUUUCUUCAGUGUAUUAAUGUUUACUCUCUUUUGUGUGUUAUCUCUCAAUAUCAGGAGUAUAAUAGUGGAAGAGGAACAGCCUCUGAUGAUUGUGAACAUAGAAUACCAGUGAUACGUUAUACAGUGCAACCAACAACAACAGCAACAUCAUGUUUGUCAUCACGUCGUCCUUGUACAACAAUUGAUCAUAAUGAAACAAAUGAACUGAAAACAAAUAUAAAUACAAAUAUACCAACACAAAGUUCAACGUCAUAUCGUACAAUAUUAUCAUUUGAAAAAAAUACAAGUGGAGAAAAAGCUGUGAAAAAACAUGUACAAUUUCCCGAUACACCAUCGUCAAGUCAAACAUGCAAGUCGGAAAUAUCAACUACUGGAUGGCCGUCUGACAAUGAAUUGACUGUAACCCCUUCUUUACUCAUACCACCAAUAAAUGCCAAAUUAAAUAAAAAUAAGUGA